AACCCCGAAUAGCCCGCCUUCCACACUCGACUUCUCAUUGGCCAGAUGGGCACGCUUACCACAGCAACAGGUUACCUCACCAGCGAUAGCCCCGCCCCUACUCCGCCUUUGGAACGCAGAGCCACCGCAGGGGGGCGGCCUCUGAUUGGUUGGACGGAGAGUUGUCAACAAAAAAAUGUGUUUGUUCUCGUGCGUUUUCUGGGCGCAAAAUUCAAACGAAGAAAUAGAAUGAAAAUCAAAAAUACAGUAACGGUCGGUUACGUUAAUAUAACUGUGGUUUAUUUAGUAGUUUAUUAGCUUGAAAGAACGGAACCAAAAAAAAAAAAAAAAAAACUUUUAUCGAAGGUGAAAAAAUAAUUAUAAUAAUCUUAUUAACCAGGCACGUUUAAUUCCUGUUACGUUUUUUUAAAAUAUUUUUUUCUCUCAGUUUUACACAAACCGUGGGAGUUUUUAACACUAAGACUGAUAAUAUUAAUGAUAAUAAAAUAAAAACUACAGAAAAUGUUGGUCGAGGCACAAGCCGGUAACCGGUUGACUACAGCGGCAGCAAAAGGUGACCUAACCGAACUGAAAACUCUGCUACGCGGGAAAGAAGUCCACCCAGACACCGCGAAUGAAUUCGGGAAGACGGCGCUGCAGGUCAUGAUGUUUGGAAACUGCAGUGUAGCCCGUGAGCUUUUAAAACACGGCGCCAGCGCCAACGUCCAGGACGGGCUGGGUAUCUCCCCGGCUCACGACGCGGCGAGAACCGGCUUCGUGGACACCCUGCGGGUCCUGGUGGAGUACGGGGCCAGCGUUAACACCGCAGACAGCUUCGGCGCCCUCCCCGUCCACAUUGCCGUCAGCGAGGGCCACGUCGAGGUGGUGCGCUUCCUGGCCCCCAGAUCCGACCUGCGGCAAACCGACAAGCGCGGAGAAUCGCCUCUGGACCGGGCCAGGGCUUCGAACCACUCCGGUAUCGUGGAAAUCCUGGAACGGCAACUGGAAUCCGACCAGAACUCGAGUCAACAGUGAUCCAACAGCACCAUUAAUCUGUGACAAACAAAACACCACCCAGAACUUCACAGACACCUGCCAUAAAACAAGAAAUCCGAUUUAGAGGGACAGAGCUGGCUUUUAGGAUGUAUUUCUCGGGUUAGGACCGGGCUUCUCAAACUCGGACCUGCGGACCCGCUCCCUGUGUCGGCUGCUUUUCAUUCCAACUCAAUCACCUAACUAAAAUCUGAACCCAUAAUCUGCUUAAUUAGACCUUUUUAAUUGUUCUCAGCUCCGAAAAAGAUGCAGAUUUACUUGAAAACUUGAAAACCCGCAGCUGUUUAAGAGCGGAGAGCAAUUAAAAAGGUCUAAUUAAGCACAGGAUCAGUUCAGUGAAGGGUCUGGUUCAGUAAUCGAGAGCUGGGUUGAAAUGAAAAGCAGCAGCCCUGCGAAGUUAAAGCCAUUUAUAUCAGAAGGAUUAUUUAAACACAGUGGUUUGAGAUAUCUGCACAUGCUUUUCGGUGUAUUUCAAGAUAUAAUGAAACGUGUAUUUAAAUGUAUUUACAGCCUUGCAACUUGCACAGUGUUUGUUUGGUUGUGUUUUGUUUGCAAGUCUUUUUUAAAUUGUACAUACAGACAGUACAGGGUGAUUAAAUGCUUUAUUAUUACGAGCGUUGUAUUUAUAAUGCAGUUGUAUGAAUUGUUGUGUGGAUUUGAGAUUCAAUAAAUUAUUUAAUAU
This is a messenger RNA of Acipenser ruthenus (sterlet), 1714 nucleotides long. Its product is annotated as cyclin-dependent kinase 4 inhibitor D. Gene Ontology annotation, molecular function: cyclin-dependent protein serine/threonine kinase inhibitor activity; protein kinase binding. The coding region runs from base 502 to 1014 and encodes 170 amino acids. Gene Ontology annotation, cellular component: nucleus. Gene Ontology annotation, biological process: negative regulation of cell population proliferation; regulation of cyclin-dependent protein serine/threonine kinase activity. The record is from RefSeq and is a predicted model, not a curated record. NCBI's taxonomy places the organism in Eukaryota, Metazoa, Chordata, Actinopteri, Acipenseriformes, Acipenseridae. The transcript is spliced from 2 exons.